GUCAACUAUACGCAGCCCUUCACGUGCUUAUCCGGGUCGCUGCACAUUGACCCACGCAGUCUACAGCGUUGCGUCCAUCCAUCCAUCGAUCCACAGUCCUACCCUACUUUGGUCAUCUGCAGUCUGUAUCGUCCCCGUGACGUGCGCGAGAUGUCAUGAAUCUCCAGCCGCCCCUUGCCCCUCACUGUGAUGACGUCCCCCGCCUUGACCUCCUUGCUCGAUGAACGCACCUCCUUCCAAUUCACAUACACCACCCCCUCCUAAAUACACUCACACACACACAACCAUAUGGCAUAACAGCAUGAACACAUCGCAUCCAUCAACCCUCCGGCAUGGGCGGGGUGGACGGAUGAUUGGAUUGACUAACCUGUUCGAUCAUCUUGGCCAUCUUGGACCGGCUGAUUCGCAUGCCGCCGCUGGCCACUGCAUCGAGGCGCAGCGACGCCUCAACAGACGACACCUCUUUCCUCUUGGCCUCGCCCGCCCGCAGCUCGUCAAAGGGGAUCGGCUCAACGUACACAUUGACCGUCCGAACACUAAACCAGAGACACAAUCCCCACACACAAUGAGGGAUGCUCCUGCCUGCGGUGUUUGGCGCAUGUCAUGUGAACCUGGUGAGCUCCGCUUUGACGACCUCCGCCACGUCUGAUUCGACGAUGACCUGGGCGCCGCGCUGGCCGAGCACGAGAACGUCACCCACUCGAUCUCGCUCGACGCCACUGCCAAGAAUCGCACCCAGGAAGUCGCGAUGAUCAGCCGGGUCGAAGAGGAAGUUUCCCUCAAUAGCCAACGCCUGCAUGAAGACGGGAGGCGUGUUCUUGCCAGCUGCUGCCGUUGCUUACGGUGAAGGCAUCUUCGUACUCCUCUCUCCAGGCCUGAUCUUCCAUGACCAUCUCGCUGCUGCAUAUAGACAAGAGAACACAGACAUGUGCGAUGGUAAUCGGGUAGAUGCGCCAUUUCUUGCCGGCCGGUGGGCUACUUGUGGAAGAAGACGCGUUGCCUCUCGGCGCCUGGGAAGCCGCCCCAGCUGUGCAAGGUGACAGCGGCGAUCUUGUCAAAGGCCUCUCGGAGCACAUCGACAGCCAAUGGAGGAAGGAAAUGAGUGCUGGUCACUCGCCACUGCCUGACACACGGACACACACACAGGCAGACAAUACGCUAUGCUGCCUGUCCUUGCGCGUGUGUGGUGUUGAAACCGUACCGUGAGGCCUGUUCAGCAGCAUCGAGUGCCUGCCGUGCAGGCAUCGCCUCCAUCCCCUUUAUCUCCAGCGUCUUGAGCAGCUUGUCCCUAUUACCGAUGUCGCCCCUCACACGCCCCCCUGCCCUCCCUCCCCCGGCCCCUGCCGACCUCUCCUUCUUGCCGCCCUUGCCUCCCUCUGCUGCAGCAGUGCCGUCGAGCUUGGCGAGCAACUCGUCAAUGUCCACAUCUCUGAUGCUUUUGACCUCAGUUUGUGGAAGCGCAUCGACAUAGGGGUUCUCGUCCGUGUAGCCCGUUUCUCCGGUGAGUUCGUCAUUCAGAUCAAAGCUGGCGACGUCGAAAGAUGGACGGCGCUUGCGAGCGGCCCUCGCAGUGCAAGAUGCUCUCCCUCUGCAACGUGCUCCAGGGAGGUUGGAGAAGCAGGGAGGAGGAUGGUUGCCGAGGGGAUGUGCACUUGAGCGACAGAUCCGCCUCCGCUUUGUGAGUGGCAGUACAUCAAGCGAGCCGCUGCUGUCUUGAAUGGCCGUCACCAUGAACAGAUAACUCAUCAGCCCCAUCAGUCCAUGCAUCAGACUUCGAUUUGAC
Messenger RNA from Vitrella brassicaformis, 1783 nucleotides. The record is from the annotation of a GenBank genome assembly. Lineage: Eukaryota; Vitrellaceae.